AUUUCAAACGGUUAACUGAUGGAGAAACUGUCAUGAACAAUAAAAACGAACCUGUCUACUCACAUCAAGUCAUGGGCGAACCCAAAAGUUUUCCAAAAAUGCUCAUCCUUGACAUCCCAAACAACGACUACCUUAAAAAUACUAUUCAAAGUGGUAUCUGGUUUCUGAAAUCGACAAAUAAUGGACCAGAAGACUUUGGUCUUGUUUUCCAUCUUUUAGGCGAUGACAUUGACUUUGAACUGCCAGAAUAUGUUGAAUUUAUUCUGAAAUUUCCUUCCAGCUGCAAACACGUUAUCAGUCAUCCAAAGAUUGCUGACGAUACUUUGGUUUUCAAGACAUAUGCUGUGCAUUUGCUCAAGCUCAAAUGUAUCAUGAACGACAGUUUUAACUUGCCCCACUUCCAGAAGUUCCAACCAUCCAGUCAAUUCACGAAGUUACAAUCACUUCAGCAGUUUUCGAUUACCACAUCAGGAGUAGAAAUGUGCGACGACGAUGUUGUAGAUGAGACAUGGUCGUCUUUGUACGACAAAGAGAUUGGGCUUCCUGAGAAAAAAGAACAGAUAUUACAAAACGAUGUACUCCCUCUUGAACCUAUGAAAGAAGUUAAAUCACUAAAGGAUCAUGUUCAAAUUGUUACGCUAGGCACUGGCUCUGCACUUCCCACAAUACACCGCAAUGUGCUCUCAAAUUUGGUCAGGAUUCCAUACGUCGACGAUGAAACAAAGGAAGUGAAAUUUAAAUCCAUUCUUCUUGAUGGUGGUGAGAACACGCUUGGCUCGUUGAUCAGAAACUUCGGCCAUAACAACGAAGAGCAGUUGAAGCAGAUAUUCGAUGAAUUAGAACUCAUCUUCUUGAGUCAUUUGCACGCAGACCAUCAUCUAGGCAUCAUCUCUGUGAUCACUGCAUGGUUAGAGCACAACAAACAUAAUAACCGCAAAUUACACCUCAUCAUUCCUUGGCAAUUCAACAAAUUUAUGACUGAGUGGUUCAGGCUUGAACUGCUCACACAAAAUUUGAACGCAGACAGGAUUGUUUACAUGAGUUGUGAGCAAUUUAUUCAAAACCCACGUCCGGAGCUCAAACAACUCAAAAUGAAAGAGUUUGAGAUCAAAUGCGAUGAUGGGAUUUCCUCAGACACCGUACCCAAGAUUAAAUUCAGGCCUUUAUCUGAAGAAUCCAUGCAAAAGAUUUUCAAAGACUUAAAAGUUCAACUGAUUCAAACUACCCGUGCAAUCCACUGUUAUUGGGCUUACUCGGUAAGUAUGACAUUCUGCCUAGACCAGAAGGAAACAUUCAAGCUCUCGUUUUCUGGAGACACUAGACCGAACCUGAAGUUCGUUGAGAUUGGCCAUGAUAGUGAUUUGCUCAUUCAUGAAGCAUCACUAGAAGAUGAUCUCAUUGAGGAGGCGCUUGCCAAAAAACACACAACAGUCGUGGAAGCAAUAAAGGUUGCUGAGCUUAUGAAUUGCCCGAAAGUCAUUUUGACGCAUUUCAGUGCUCGUUUUUCGGAGAAGCACACGUUUAUUGAAAGUAAUGAAGAUUACGAAAAGGCCUCGCAAAAAAUGAAAGCAUACCUUGGACGCACCGUGAACAACAUAUUCGAGCUUCGUCACAACUCGCGCUUCACGUUCGAUGAUAUGGAGAUCUGCUACGCUAACGACCUCAUGAUCAUCCGAUACAACGAUGUCAACGUGCAAAAAGCACAAUUUGCUGCCAUCAACGAACUCUCGACGUCUGAGGAUAGCGAGAAGCAGAAAGUCAAAGAUGAGAAGAUCAUGUUGAAAAAGUCGGAAAAACGAGAAGAAAAGCGGGUUCAAAGACUAGCAAUGAACCGCAAACGGAAACAUUCUGCGGAACAAGAUCCAAACAACAAGUAAUCGCUUCCACAAUAGGUAGUUAGUGUAUGAAAUAGCUCAAAAAAAGCGGGGCCGCUACCAGAUCGUCACCAGUUAAACCCAAGACUGGAACAGGAAGUUGAAAUACAGACUUGCGCGCACCACCGCACCUUCGCUAUCUCCAUACAACCACUG
This is a messenger RNA of Metschnikowia bicuspidata var. bicuspidata NRRL YB-4993, 2030 nucleotides long. RefSeq names its product tRNase Z. Gene Ontology annotation, cellular component: mitochondrion. The record is from RefSeq and is a predicted model, not a curated record. Gene Ontology annotation, molecular function: 3'-tRNA processing endoribonuclease activity. NCBI's taxonomy places the organism in Eukaryota, Fungi, Ascomycota, Pichiomycetes, Serinales, Metschnikowiaceae. Gene Ontology annotation, biological process: mitochondrial tRNA 3'-end processing. The transcript has a single exon. The coding region runs from base 33 to 1877 and encodes 614 amino acids.